Messenger RNA from Tigriopus californicus, 1189 nucleotides. RefSeq lists its product as uncharacterized. Lineage: Eukaryota; Metazoa; Arthropoda; Copepoda; Harpacticoida; Harpacticidae. The record is from RefSeq and is a predicted model, not a curated record.
UCUCUAAUGAGGACUCAACUCACGCCCUGAAAGACGCCUCGGAAAAUAGGCUUUACUUCCAAGGUCCGGACUACACGGUGAACCUGAUUCCUUUGGCCAUUCUCAUCAAAAUCAUUUUCGUCAUCGGAUACGUCAUUAAAUAUCUCUUGGACGAAUCGAACGAGGUUGAUACCUAUGGAUCCACUGGCACGGGCUAUGGUGGCUCUCAAAGUGGGAACUCAUACGAAUCGCCGGCACAAGGGUACAAUUCCCCAUCUUAUGAGCCUCCAGCUUCAAGCUACGAUGCUCAUAGCUCGUCCAAUUCGUUCGCUUCUUCCGGUUCUUCCUAUCAGGCUCCUGCGAGUAACUCCUAUUCAGCACCGAGUUCUGGAUAUUCCUCACCUCAUGGUUCCAGGGUUGAUGGAGUUAAGUCGGUGAUGACCACGGCAUUGGAGAAAUUGGCCGAUCUGGGCGUGUCGGGAGUGGUCAAGCUCUCCACCAUGCUGUCAGGAGAAGAUUCCAAUGGGGUCAAAGAGGACAUCAAAAUCCAUGAUGCUUACGGCAAUGACAUCACUGAUCAGGUUGUGUAUUUGAACGACCAGAGACAAGGAAAGUUGGAGGAUGGUCCAUUUGCCAAAAUCCUGAAUAGUGGAUUCCAAAGUGUGAGGCGAUCGUAUUUGGACACUGAACAAGUAAGACAGAGAUUGCGCAAAAGAACCCGGAAAGAUGAACCUCGACCAGUAAAGAACGACCCAUCUGAAUUUCAAGGGAGCCCCGCUGAAUCAGGGACUGCCAAUCCGACCCCGUUUAUGAACAUGUUGCCCAGCCAACGGUUGACACCCCAAGAUAAUCAAGAUCCCUACGUUCAAGACUACUACUAUACUGAAGGAAUUUGGGGCACGAACCCAAAACAACAUUCAAACUGAUGCUGACGUUAGACCCGUGGACUAUACUUCCUUUAAACCUAACCCAAAGGACAUAGUACGCCGACCAUCGACCAUUCAAAAGAUUCUUUUGGAUCAAAACAAGGAUAAACUACCAUUUCCGACUACUCAAUCUGUUCAAGCUGCACUGUGGUCAGGAUCGGCAGACGAAUCAAAAGUUACCCCUUUGUAUGGAAGUAAAUUACAACAAACCAAAUAGACACAUUGUCAUAUCCAUUUGAAAGUAAUUUUGUACUUUUUACAAAUAUAUUGCGGAGAAAGAUCAA